UGUGUUUUAUUUAUCAAAGGCUUGUUUGUUUGUAAUAUUUACAACUUAGAAUUGAGUUUUUUCCACUCACAGGUAGGUUUUGUAGUGGCUAUAGUACUAGUGAUUUAUCUGAUAUUUGCAUUCAGACAACAUCAUCAUCCAAACAGCAAUAAUGAUCCUACUGAUAAUGAUCCUACUAAUAAUGAUCCUACUAAUAAUGAUCCUAGUGAUAAUGAUCCUACAAAUGAUGAUCCUAUUACUAUGAACUAUAAGAUCAUUGAUGUGGUUCAUUAUGGGGCAGCUGGGGAUGGAAAGACAGAUGAUUCACAAGCAUUUCUAAAGGCUUGGAUGGCUGUUUGUGAAGCUGCAACUCCCUCGGCUAUGCUAGUACCAUCUCCCAGAAUAUUUUUGCUGAACCCAGUGGAGUUUCAAGGCCCGUGCAUGUCCUCCAGCGUUGGUGUUAAAAUCCUUGGAAGAAUUGUGGCUCAAAGUGACCUUGAUGCUUGGAAAGACUUUGAUGCGGAAAAUUGGUUGCUGUUUGCUAAUGUGAGUGGACUUGUCGUACAAGGGAAUGGCAAAAUUGAUGGGCAAGGAGCUGCUUGGUGGGACCGGGAAUCGGAUGGAAGACCCACGGCGUUGGCCUUUCACGACUGUGACGGCCUUCAUCUUUCUGGAUUAACACACAUUAACAGUCCAAAAAGUCAUAUGCACAUAGUUCGCUGCAAUCAUGCUUCCAUCUCUAAACUGAACAUAAUGGCACCUGAGGAUAGUCCCAACACUGAUGGUAUUGAUGUCUCCUAUUCAACAGAUGUUAAGAUUCAUAAUUGCAAUAUUGGAACAGGUAUUAUAGUACCAGUUGAAUAUUAACUAGAAACUUCUGUUUGGUGA
This is a messenger RNA of Benincasa hispida (wax gourd), 867 nucleotides long. RefSeq names its product putative polygalacturonase At3g15720. The record is from RefSeq and is a predicted model, not a curated record. Gene Ontology annotation, biological process: carbohydrate metabolic process. Lineage: Eukaryota; Viridiplantae; Streptophyta; Magnoliopsida; Cucurbitales; Cucurbitaceae. Gene Ontology annotation, molecular function: polygalacturonase activity.